Molecule: messenger RNA, 366 nt
Organism: Mucor mucedo
Lineage: Eukaryota; Fungi; Mucoromycota; Mucoromycetes; Mucorales; Mucoraceae
Exons: 2
Coding region: 1-366 (121 amino acids)
Source: RefSeq, a predicted model, not a curated record
AUGAACGAGGCAACACGAGAAGAGAACAAGAAAACAGGAACACGAACACAGACACAGACAACAGAAAUAAUACCACCUCGCACUGAGUACAAAUUGGUGACCCGCAACACAAUUGACCAAAACGAGCUGAAUCUAAACUUGUGCUCAGACACAAAUACUACUACAAGAGAAGUACGAAUACCAAAAGUGAGGCAAGCCUUGCACGAGGGCAAAAACACAAAGGAAACAAAGACAAACACCAAGCAAAACGAAAACAAAACCACCUUACAUUCACCUCAUCACGACAUUCCACACCAACCAAAGAGGAUUUACCAGAAGGAUCAAAAACGACUCUCGCUUCGGCCGAAGGUUUACGCGCUCACGUGA